AUGUCGAAUAGAACGGGCGACAACACGCCCCUGACUCUCGACCUUUCCGCCCUACCAGCUCUGAUUACACCAUCUCCACCCUCGAACACCCUCCUCAUUACGAAUCUCAACGACCCUUUCCUCUUCCAUCCCGAAGCCGCAAUAUCAGCGCGGCAGCUUCUCGACGGGGCACCUUCUACCAUCCUCCUCUCCCAGCAACCGAAACCCAACCAAACAUCACAGCAAAACCCGCAAGUGGAAAGCGUGGAUAGGAUCAGAUGCUACUUCGGCCCACACACGCCUGUUUCCGGCGUUGACGAGGAGGCAGAUCAGCAUCUCAAAGCCCCAAGCACGGGGAAAUUGUUCUUCAUUUCACCGCCGCCGAGUCCGCCGUGCGGAUGGGAGAGUAAGGAAGAAGAUCCGCCGAACAAGGAGACGCAUGCUUGGGAUUUGGAGCAGGCGCUUGCGAGCUUGGGGAAUGGCCCGGGCGAUAUUGGUGGGGAGAAGGGCGGGGAGGAGGUGAAAGCUACGGAAGUUCGGAAGGGGCAACAGCCGGAAGAAGACGAGGAGAUGGAGGGCCAGAGUGAGGUGAAGGAGGGUGAUAGUAGGGCGGGGAGUAAAAGCUUUACCGUCUUUCAUCCGAAACAGCAUGGGAGUCGGGAAGAUCUUCCUGCAGUCAUGGUGGUGGAUACGAGCGAUGGAGAGGAGGAUGGAGGUGAUGAUGGGGCCAAGACGGUCAUGACACAUACGGCGAGGCCGCCAGUGGAGUUGAUGGAGGAGUGA
Molecule: messenger RNA, 762 nt
Organism: Bacidia gigantensis
Lineage: Eukaryota; Fungi; Ascomycota; Lecanoromycetes; Lecanorales; Ramalinaceae
Exons: 2
Coding region: 1-762 (253 amino acids)
Biological process (GO): calcium-mediated signaling
Cellular component (GO): nucleus; cytoplasm
Molecular function (GO): calcium-dependent protein serine/threonine phosphatase regulator activity
Source: RefSeq, a predicted model, not a curated record